AUGGUCAGCCCCCAAACCGUCCAAGCCCACAAUGCAACCCUCAGAUCCCUCGGCCCAGGUCUCGUCGCGGUAUUUGUCGGCGGCACCUCUGGCAUCUCUCUCUCGACAGCCCUCGCCCUCGCCCGCCACACUGUCUCCCCCAAAAUCUAUCUCAUCGGCCGCAGCCAAUCCGCCGCAGACAGCGCCAUCGCCUCCCUGAAAUCCAUCAAUCCCUCUUCCCAGCCCACUUUUCUGCAGACUGAUAUAUCCCUCCUCAAAAACAUCGACAUUGUGUGCGCCGAUAUCGCAGCAAGGGAAAGAAGGCUCAAUCUGCUCUUCAUGACGCCGGGUUAUUUAACGCUGAAAGGCAGAGAGGAAACGGGUGAUGGGUUGGAUAGGAAAUUCGUGCUGCAUUGUUACGCGCGCAUGCGGUUUAUCGCUAACUUGCUUCCCCUAUUGAACACAGCUGCGCAGGACAAUGCCGGCACCAGACUCUCUCGUGUUGUCUCUGUGCUGGACCCCGUCGUGUCAGUCCGCGCCGGUGGCUCUGGCACCCUCGACUUCUCAGACCUUAGCCUAAAGCACUCCUUCACCCUUGCGAGAUGCGGCGCGCACGCGAGCCUAAUGGGAAAUUUUUUCCUCGAAGGCAUGGCGCAGCAACAACUACACACCUCCUUCCUGCACACGUACCCCUCCGGCGUGGCCUCGGGCGUACUGCGCGAACUCCCCGCUGGACGUAUAUUGUCGACUGUACUGAAGCCGUUUCUGAGCCCAUUCAUGGUGCCGAUUGAAGAGAGCGGAGAGAGACAUUUGUUUGCGGCGACGAGUGCAAAGUUUCCCCCAAAAGCUGAGGGGGAGGCAAUGCGAGGGGAUGUCGCGGUGGGCAGUGAUGGAGUGAAGGGGAGUGGUUGUUACUGGGUAAACUGGGAUGGAGAGGUAUUUCCUGCGAACAGGAAGCUGGAUAAGACGAGGGAAGAAGGCGCGGUGGACAAGGUGGCGAGGCAUACGGAGGAGGUGUUUAGGAGGGUGUGUGAAGAGGGCAAGACAUAUCCGUGAGUGUUAAGAGUUGAAUCAUCAAAUGUGG
This is a messenger RNA of Aspergillus wentii DTO 134E9, 1063 nucleotides long. RefSeq lists its product as uncharacterized. Bases 1 to 1035 code for a protein of 344 amino acids. Gene Ontology annotation, biological process: secondary metabolic process. The transcript has 2 exons. Lineage: Eukaryota; Fungi; Ascomycota; Eurotiomycetes; Eurotiales; Aspergillaceae. The record is from RefSeq and is a predicted model, not a curated record.